Molecule: messenger RNA, 618 nt
Organism: Dermacentor silvarum
Lineage: Eukaryota; Metazoa; Arthropoda; Arachnida; Ixodida; Ixodidae
Exons: 8
Coding region: 1-618 (205 amino acids)
Cellular component (GO): membrane
Source: RefSeq, a predicted model, not a curated record
AUGAACCCCCACUGGUACAUCUUCCUGGUGCUGGGUAGCUUCUUGUUCCUCUUUCUGCUCUACACCGGCGCCUUCGUCAUGGGCAUGUUCCACUACAACGAGGACAUUCCGCCCACCAAGAGAACAGACGCUUCCAACUACGCCGGCACCGCCAUGCUGUUCGCCAUCGUCCUCUCGUUCCCGGUGUGCGCGGCCCUCAUGCUGGUCACCAACACCAUCAUGCUCGUGUCGCUCAGCAUCACCAACUUCGCCUGCCGGCCGUACGAGAACAUCGUCAUCUCCUGGCCGGGCAAGAUCGUCGACGUCAUGGUGCUCGACGACACUUUCGACAUGUUCUGGCCAAGGGAUACCAGAGGCCGCUGGUUCGGCAGCUUUCUGGCAGGGACCACUUUACAGAAAUGCAGGACAGGCACAGUUUUCGACGUCAUAGGGGGUGACUACAAGCUGGCCGUUGACGGGUACAGCGAAUACAUGGAUAAUCUGCACCACCUGAUGCUGUCGAUAACCGUCGAUCCCCGCCUCAUAUUCCCGGCCACCGGCCCUCCUGAAAUCGGAACAUUCUACGACGACAUGAAGAAAAAACUCUGGGAUAAGGUCGGCGACAACUUCCUCCUAUAA